AUGUGCAGUGCUAGGAACAGCAAAGAUACUGCGCAGAACCCUCAAGCUCCCUGGCCUCUGGUAGAGGACCCGAGCUUAGAGAGGGAUAACCGCCCGCGGAGGGCCAAAGUUGUGCAGGGGCCGCGGCGCCGAUACCAUCACCUUCACCAGUACUGCUACUCCAGGCUCAUCAGCGCAAAGUUUGCGUCCUGGAUUCCUCUGCGUCAGGGCUUUAAGGCCAGUGCCCCUCUCUCGCUGGCUCACCCUGUGAGUUGCCCGAGGCCUCUCGCCUACAUCUAG
This is a messenger RNA of Knipowitschia caucasica, 279 nucleotides long. Lineage: Eukaryota; Metazoa; Chordata; Actinopteri; Gobiiformes; Gobiidae. The record is from the annotation of a GenBank genome assembly.